UCUCUCUCCAAACAGCUCAACCCCUCAGACCACUCCAAAACCGUCGCCUCCUACCACACUGCCACUCCCGCCGACGUCUCCAAGGCCAUCGACGCCGCCCUCGCCGCAAAGCCGGCCUGGGAAUCGCUCCCCUUCGCCGACCGCGCCGCCGUCUUCCUCAAGGCCGCCGACCUCAUCGCCGGCAAGUACCGCUACGACAUCAUGGCCGCCACGAUGCUCGGCCAGGGCAAGAACGCCUGGCAGGCUGAGAUCGACGCCGCCGCCGAGCUGGCCGACUUCUUCCGCUUCAACGUAAAGUACGCCGAGGAGCUGUACAGCCAGCAGCCCGAGCACCACUCGCCGGGCGUCUGGAACAGGCUCGAGUACCGCCCGCUCGAGGGCUUCGUCUACGCCGUCAGCCCCUUCAACUUCACAGCCAUUGCGGGCAACCUGCCUGGCGCCCCGGCCCUGAUGGGCAACGUGGUUGUCUGGAAGCCCAGUGACUAUGCCAUUGCGUCCAACUGGCUUGUCUACAACAUCCUGCUGGAGGCUGGUCUCCCCAAGGAUGUCAUCCAGUUUGUGCCCGGCAACCCCGUGGAGAUUACCAAGACGGUCUUGGAGCACAAGCAGUUUGCGGCCCUGCACUACACUGGCAGCACGGCUGUGUUCCGAAAGCUGUACGGCGCCAUUGGCCAGGGUGUUGCCGAGGGCAGAUACGGAUCGUACCCCAGGAUCGUGGGCGAGACGGGCGGCAAGAACUUCCACCUGGUCCACCCAUCAGCCGAUGUCGAGAACGCCGCUGUGCAGACCGUCCGCGGUGCCUUUGAGUACCAGGGACAAAAGUGCAGUGCCACAUCUCGCGCCUAUGUCCCCAAGUCUCUCUGGCCCGAGUUCAAGGAGCGCCUCAUCGCCGAGACCAAGAACCUCAAGCAGGGCGUCCCCUGGGAUCACGCCAACUUUGUCGGCCCCGUAAUCCACGAGGCAUCCUUCAAGAAGCUCUCUGGCGCCAUCGAUGAGGCCAAGAGCGACAAGGACCUCGAGCUCGUCGUCGGCGGUACCUACGACUCAUCAAAGGGCUACUUCGUCCAGCCCACAGUCUACCGCGCCUCCAGCCCUUCUCACAAGUACCUCUCCACCGAGUUCUUCGGUCCCGUCCUCACCCUAUACGUCUACGACGAUGCCGCACCCGACGCCUUCUCCAAGGCCUGCGAGCUCGUCGACUCCACCUCCGAGUACGGCCUGACGGGAUCAGUCUUCGCCAGCGACCGAGAGGCACUGCGCCUCGCAGAGGAGAAGCUACGCAACGCCGCGGGCAACUUUUACAUCAACUGCAAGAGCACCGGUGCGGUGGUUGGCCAGCAGCCCUUUGGCGGAGCCCGAGCCAGCGGCACCGACGACAAGGCCGGUAGCGCAAACCUGUUGACGAGAUUUGUCAACAUUCGAUCGAUCAAGGAGGAGUUUGCGACUACCACAAAGGUGCUGUAUCCUAGCAAUGAGGUUUAA
Trichoderma gamsii is the source of this 1482-nucleotide messenger RNA. RefSeq names its product delta-1-pyrroline-5-carboxylate dehydrogenase, mitochondrial. Gene Ontology annotation, molecular function: L-glutamate gamma-semialdehyde dehydrogenase (NAD+) activity. Gene Ontology annotation, cellular component: mitochondrial matrix. The record is from RefSeq and is a predicted model, not a curated record. Lineage: Eukaryota; Fungi; Ascomycota; Sordariomycetes; Hypocreales; Hypocreaceae. The annotation marks the transcript as partial. The transcript has a single exon.